UUCAGCUCGUUUCGCGCUUCGUCGUUUGGAAGCUUGGCCGUGUACAUGUGCAGGCUCGCUUAACAGUGUGUGGUUAAAGUGUAUUAUAAGACCUGAAGAAAGGUUUCUAGAGCUUUUUUUCUUCCUGGAAUAAUCAGUUUUUGGGCAUUAACGUUGAAGAAAAUCGUGCUUUCAGUGAUCAAAGAUUGAGUGCACAAUCAUCGACUCGGAAGUGUGUGUGUUUUGCAGGUGAACAGUGUAGUAGUGGUGGUAGUGGUGGUGGUGGUGGUGGUUAGUGUCCGCGUACACGUCCAUGUGCGGCGCGUGAAUAGCGAGCAGAAGUCGCUACCGUGCGGAAUAGUGUUGUGACCGAGUGACCCGAAGAAAAGCACAACUCCUAGUGUUUGUGGCCUGCUCGGGUGGCCACUUCCGUGUGUGUGAGUGUUCCUGUGUAUGUGUGCUGAGUGCUGAAUGUUGAAGAUGUCCUCCAUAUCCGCCCAGGGAGUGGUUGAGCGUGCCUCGGCCGAACUAUCGAAACGCAUCAACGGCCUUGGGCUGCGGUCGAAACACCAUCACGGUGGCAGCGGUGGUGGCAAAUCCGGCGAGAAGGCAAGCGUAAUGGAGCGCGUCACGAACGUGCUGUGUGGGGGCAGUAGCUCCAGCAACUCCAACAACAAUGCCGGAAACCUCACCAUACAAACCGCUGGCCAGUCACAGUCCGGUGGUGGUGGUGGUGUUGGUGGUGUUGGUGGUGGUGGAGUAGGAGUAGGGGGUGGUGGCGGUGGUGGUCAUGCACCGGAAAAACCGUCCCGUGUAUCCAACCCGUCGGGCGGUGCAAACAGCGCCGGCGGUAAGGGUGGAGGAUCGAUGAUGGGCAUGGGUUCCGGUACCGGUGGUGGCAAGUCACAGUCCAACACGCCCCAAUCCUUGCGAAAGAUUGGCCAACACCAUCAGCAUGGCGGUGGGCUGAACCAUCAUCAUCUCGGCGGGGCGGGAAAGAUGGGCCAGUCGCAGCUGGUUCUGCCGCAGAUCCUUACCAUCGAGCAGCUGCUACAGGAUGAACGAUUCUUGGCCCGGUUUUUCUUAUACUUCACGUCGUACGAACGGUGCACACUGGCGCAGGUGUGUCAGAAGUGGCGCGAUUUGCUGUACCGGAGUCCGCGCUACUGGAGUGGGCUGGUACCGGUGCUGCAGUGUCGAGAGCUGCGCCAAACCACCAACCAGGACCGGGUGAAGCUGUACAACUCGCUUAUCCGGCGCAGCUUUCAUGCGGUCUGCUUGAUGGGUGCGACCGAUGAGGAUGCGCUCGAUCUGGUGCACUCCUUCCCGCUUGCUUCGAAACACGUCCAUUCGCUGAGCCUGCGAUGUUCCUCGAUCAGUGAUCGAGGUCUCGAGGCGCUGCUAGAUCAUUUACAGUCCCUGUUCGAGCUGGAGCUCGCUGGCUGUAAUGAGAUUACUGAGGCCGGUCUGUGGGCAUGCCUGACGCCAAGGAUAGUGUCACUGUCGCUGGCGGACUGCAUCAAUGUGGCGGACGAAGCGGUCGGAGCGGUCGCACAACUGUUGCCUUCACUGUACGAAUUUUCGCUGCAGGCCUACCACGUGACAGACGCAGCGUUAGGUUACUUUUCGCCCAAGCAAAGCCACAGUCUCAGCAUUCUUCGGUUGCAGUCCUGCUGGGAGCUUACGAACCAUGGUGUCGUCAAUAUAGUACACUCGCUGCCACAUUUGACCGUCCUAUCGCUGUCGGGCUGCAGCAAGGUGACGGAUGACGGUGUGGAGCUGAUUGCGGAAAAUCUCCAGAAGCUAAGGGCGCUCGAUCUGUCCUGGUGCCCACGGAUAACGGAUGCUGCCCUCGAGUACAUUGCCUGUGAUCUGAACCAGCUGGAGGAGCUAACACUCGAUCGCUGCGUUCACAUCACCGACAUCGGCGUCGGGUACAUCUCGACCAUGCUCUCACUGUCCGCCCUGUUCCUGCGCUGGUGCACCCAGAUCCGCGACUUUGGACUGCAGCACCUUUGCUCAAUGCGUAACCUGCAGGUGCUGUCGCUGGCCGGCUGCCCCCUGCUCACCUCGUCCGGCCUGUCCAGCCUCAUCCAGCUGCGCCACCUGCAGGAGCUGGAGCUGACCAACUGUCCGGGCGCGUCGCAGGAGCUGUUCGGGUACCUACGCGAACAUUUGCCCCGCUGCCUGCUGAUCGAAUAAUCCCAUUCCGGUACCUGUCCGGUGCUCACACGCUCGCUCGCGUUGCCGAUGGGAGUAGUAAUGCGUGGAGACGUGGAGUGUGCUCCACCUGCUCGGGAUAACUAUUCCCAGGGAAUAGUUUAACACAUUCUCUGUGUGAAAUCUUAGGUUUUUUUUCUCUAUAACUUGUAAGUUGUUUUAAGAAUCCAGACGAUUAAUUGGCCUACGCAAAAAAAAUUGCACUAGAAUUCCGAACUUUUUUGCAGCACGAUUUGUGCGUGCUUUUUUAAGGUAAGCAUCCUAAUACUCGAUUGACUAUCUCUAUAUACCAAAAAAAAUGGGCAUUAUGGCCGUAUCAGUUGCGUCCUUGUUUGACUCGUCUUAUGCAGCAACGCUUCGAUAUAAUUUUACAACUCUCUUUUUACUCACAGUUUUUAAACCAGUUCCCUUUUCUACACAUAGUAGCACUCUGUAAUAACCCUUUAGCUGAAACGAUUCCUAUACACACAGACCGUACGACAAAAGAGCACUACUACUAACAAAAACAAAAAACCGAUCGCUUAAGAAUAAUGUUAAUCCAAUGUUUGUUUUUAUUUCUUUACUGCUGAUGUUCCAGAAGCGUUUGUAAAAUGUUUAAAAAAGCAAAAGAAAAUGCGAAACGAAACAUUUACUUUUCCUACUACAUAUAAAAAACGAUAAGUAAACAAAAAAAAUCAAACGAAGCUGGAAAAGAUGGCAAGCAGGAAACAAAUGAUGCUACAAAAGAAGAAGUAAAAAGCAAAACCAAAAACUCAUCUCAUUUUGUCGAAUGUUAAAUGGCUGUGUAGAUAAAGUGUGUAUAAAACAAAGUAAGCAAACAAAAAGGCCGAAGAGAAUGUAGGAAUGAAAAAAACUGCUAAUAUUAUAGCCGAGUAACAAGACAUGCAGACGAGACGAGAGCAGCUAAGCUAAAAAUUAAUACAGAGAAGAAGCAAAACAAAAAGCGGAAAAAGAAAAGAUUGAAAAGCUAGUGUUAUAAAAUAAUUAGAAAAGAAAGUCCUUCACCUCUAAAAAAACAAAACAAAAAAACAAAUAGCCCGGUGUGCGUGUGUGACGUGUAUGAAGAAAGUGUUUAAAAACAACUUGAAUGUUCAAUGGAGAAAAAAGAAACAAUUAUAAAUAAUGUGUUAGUAGAAGAAGCAGAAAGCUAGAAGUGAGCAAAGAAAGUACACACACACACAUUUGUUACAGCGUAUAGAGAAACGUUACAAAAAAACAAUAUAGCGCAGCAGUAGCGAAAAACGAAAAGUAGAAAAGGAGAAACAUAAGCGUUAUGAUUGAAACAAGAAAAAACAAAAGGAAACAAAAGAGAAGAAAAACAAAUUAAACAACACCCAUUAUAGCAAACAAAACUCGGGCGGUAUUAUUGCUAAUAAUUAAGAAAACGGUUGAAACAAACACAAUUGGUACAAGUUAAUGUAUGGAGUGGCACAGUGGGAAGCGUGCAAGGACAGAAACGUUGGCGUAAAGCGAGCGCCUUAGUAUUCAUUGUACAUAUGAUUUUUUAAACCUGACAAGACUUGACGUAGUAGUGAUCCCCGUGUGCGUGUGUGUAUGUGUGUCGCAUAAGUACGUGUAUGUGACACACUUAUUAUGCUGCUGGUGCGUUCGUGUUAAAGUGCGUAAUGUGAGGUUAAGUAGUGCAUACCAGUUAUUAAAAAGCGAUACAUUAAGCAAACCAAAGCGCUGAAUGAAGAUAUAAUGAAAAAAGUUUAAUAAGAAGCUUACCCUUUAAUUAAACUCACUCUCUCUUUCUCUCUCUUAUUUCUCCCACCGUAAAAUAAAAUGGAGAAAAAGAAGAGGUAAAGAAACAAAAUAAUAAUAGUAAAAAAA
Molecule: messenger RNA, 4032 nt
Organism: Anopheles stephensi (Asian malaria mosquito)
Lineage: Eukaryota; Metazoa; Arthropoda; Insecta; Diptera; Culicidae
Product: F-box/LRR-repeat protein 16
Exons: 6
Coding region: 451-2181 (576 amino acids)
Molecular function (GO): protein binding
Source: RefSeq, a predicted model, not a curated record